Molecule: messenger RNA, 1239 nt
Organism: Talaromyces marneffei
Lineage: Eukaryota; Fungi; Ascomycota; Eurotiomycetes; Eurotiales; Trichocomaceae
Exons: 3
Coding region: 1-1239 (412 amino acids)
Cellular component (GO): mitochondrion
Molecular function (GO): (S)-2-hydroxy-acid oxidase activity; (S)-2-hydroxyglutarate dehydrogenase activity
Source: RefSeq, a predicted model, not a curated record
AUGGCCCUGGCCGCUCCCCGCAAACAACUCCGACAUCUCCAACAUCUCCAACACAGACGUCAACAAUCCCACGCCUUCUCAACCAAUCGAAAGCACAAUGCAGACUUUACUCAUGCGGUAAUUGGCGGCGGAGUCGUCGGUCUCGCGAUUGCCCGCCAACUCGCCGCACGAGAAGGCACGAGCACGAUCUUACUUGAGAAACAUGACGCUGUAGGCACGGAAACGAGUAGUCGAAAUUCAGAGGUCAUCCAUGCAGGCAUAUACUACCCCGCCGACUCCCUCAAAACCCGCCUUUGCAUCUCCGGCAAAAACAAACUCUACGCCUACUGCGCCGAAAAACAAAUCCCACACAGGAACACAAAGAAAUGGGUCGUGGCCCAGAACGAUGUUGAAUGGCAGGCAUGUCUGAAUGUGCACGAACACGCACAGAAAAUCGGCGUCCCGACUCGGUUCGUCAGUCAAGAAGAAGCGGCGCGCAUAGAGCCCGAUGUGCGGGCUGAGGCCGGGAUAGUUGAGUCCCCCACAACGGGAAUAGUGGAUGUUCAUUCAUUGAUGGCCUCCCUUGAAGGCGAUUUUGAGAAUUUGGGAGGUGAUAUUGCUUUCCAGACGGAGGUUACACGUAUUGAGCCGAUUGAUAGUGGGAAGGGUGGAUAUGAGAUUUUUGCCUCAUCGCCGGGCGAAAAUGGUGAAGAAUCAUCGAUAACGGCAGAAACAAUUAUCAACUCCGCGGGCCUCUACGCCUGUCAUAUAAACAACAUGAUCCUCCCACCUUCUCGGCAUCGACAACCCUUCUACGCCAAGGGGACAUAUUUCUCCUACGGCGCCUCACGCCCCAAACCAUCAACACUAAUCUACCCGGCCCCCGUACCCGGUCACGGCGGUCUAGGGACACAUUUGACGUUAGACAUGGGCAACAGAAUCCGUUUCGGGCCAGACGUAGAAUGGACCUCCGACCCAACAGACUACAAACCGUCACCGGCACGCCUGGAACAAGCCCUUCCCGAAAUUCGACGCUACUUACCUGCCAUUGACGUUGAUGCUAUCGAGAUUGAUUAUUGCGGUAUUAGACCAAAACUAGGCCAGGGGAGCGCGAACACGGCGGGCAAAGGGUUUCAGGAUUUUGUGAUUGUCAAAGAAGAUGGGUUUGAAGGGUUUGUGAAUUUAUUGGGGAUUGAGUCUCCUGGGUUGACGAGUUCGUUGGCUAUUGGGGAGAUGGUGGAGGGGUUGCUGUAUCGAUAG